Batrachochytrium dendrobatidis JAM81 is the source of this 1552-nucleotide messenger RNA. RefSeq lists its product as uncharacterized. The transcript has 2 exons. The record is from RefSeq and is a predicted model, not a curated record. Bases 1 to 1509 code for a protein of 502 amino acids. Gene Ontology annotation, cellular component: cytosol; cell periphery. Gene Ontology annotation, biological process: protein K48-linked deubiquitination. NCBI's taxonomy places the organism in Eukaryota, Fungi, Chytridiomycota, Chytridiomycetes, Rhizophydiales. Gene Ontology annotation, molecular function: cysteine-type carboxypeptidase activity; cysteine-type deubiquitinase activity; K48-linked deubiquitinase activity.
AUGCCACUACAGCAACCAUUGAAGCAUUCCAUUGAUACGAAUUUGGUUGAGAAUCCAUCUGCUUGCAUGCCUUGUGUUCCAGAAGUCCAGACUGAGCCUACUGACGCUUUUAAACUCGAUUCUUCCACUACUGCAGGUGCCAAAUCAAGCUCACCAAAGCUACAAGAUUCGUCUAUUGAGAAUCAGUCGAUUGAGCCAGAGCAAUUGCCUGCAGUACAACCAGAAUUGGCAUUGCCCACCCAUUCGCCUUUGGAUCCUAAAACAGAAGCAGUAUUAUCUGCAGAGUCUGUUGCCAUUCCAGAUUCUCAGCAGCAGGAACAGGAACACAACGACAUUUACAUCCUCAAGCCGUUGUUGUGGAAAGAUACCAAAACUGGAGAGAAAAAGAGACUGUGCAUCAUCACUCAAAAUAACAAUGGUCCUUGUCCUCUCAUAUCUCUAUGUAAUGUGCUGAUCCUGCGAGGUGAUAUUAUCAUUCAUUCAGACUUGACCACCAUUCGCAACGAACGACUACUAGAGUUGCUGGGUGAUUACUUGCUGCGUAGGUCUGCACGGGACUCAUCUACUUCUAGAACAUCAGAACAACUCACAUUUGAGCACACCAUGGAUGACAUUCUUGUUGCAAUCCCAAUGCUGCAGUUUGGUCUUGAUGUGAAUGUUCAUUUCAAUUCUGUUUUGGGGUUUGAACUGACAUCUGCCUUGUGUCUGUUUGACAUGUUUGGUAUAAGACUUGUCCAUGGAUGGGUGUGCGAUCCUGACGAGCAGCCUGCCUACACUAUUGUCGCUCAAAAAUACAAAAGCUACAAUCGUGCUGUUGAAACUAUUAUAGCGGGCGAUACUGCUGGAGUGACCUUGGCUGAACUACACAAUUCUGAAGAAAUGCGAUCUUCUACUCUUCCCGGAAAUGAACCAAUGCUUUUGGAGUUGACUCGACGUUGUGCAGAUCUUGAAACCAUGGUCACCGAUGGUCUUACUUGUUCGCAGUUUCUAUCCGCAAACGCAACACAAUUGACACAUUAUGGACUACAAUUGAUUGAAGCAACAAUCGCACCCGGUGAACUUUGUGUGUUUUUCAGAAAUAACCACUUUUCAACCAUGUACAAGCAUCCCGAACAAGGCUUAUUUGUGUUGAUGACCGAUCAAGGAUUUGCUAAAGAAACUGGUAUUGUUUGGGAAAGUAUGGCAAGGGUUGAUGGAAAUACAGAAUUUCUAGAUGAGUUAUUUCAAAUCUAUCGACCUGGCUCGUCUGUAAACUUGCCUCUUGGCAAUUUCUCGACAGAUAUGGCUUCAUUUCCCUCUGAUGAUCGCGAUCAUGCUCUUGCCUUGUCAUUGCAACACGAAGAAGAAUGCCGUCACCGAGAGUUUGUUCAGCAGCAAAGCUUAAUGGCAACUGCGUCGUCAGCCUCGGACAAUAAUCAGAAUUCAAAUUCUAGACCCUCGCAGCGUCCACAUGGAGCUAGAGAACACUAUCAAAAACAAUCCCAAAAAAGCAAUUGCAUUGUACAAUAGUGCCAUUUCAAAACAUUUUACACUCAUAAAUGGUUUUCAACUC